This is a messenger RNA of Syngnathoides biaculeatus (alligator pipefish), 1911 nucleotides long. RefSeq names its product calcium channel flower domain containing 1 (gene cacfd1). Gene Ontology annotation, biological process: vesicle-mediated transport. Lineage: Eukaryota; Metazoa; Chordata; Actinopteri; Syngnathiformes; Syngnathidae. The transcript has 5 exons. Bases 30 to 527 code for a protein of 165 amino acids. Gene Ontology annotation, cellular component: membrane. The record is from RefSeq and is a predicted model, not a curated record.
UGCGCUUAGCUUAGCUUUCCACCAAGACUAUGAACUCCGAGGAUCCCGCAGGGUCCAGCAAGGCCUCCCCGCCAGAGGACGAUGGCAUGACAUGGUGGUACCGGUGGCUGUGUAAAAUAGCCGGGGUGCUGGGAGGAAUAUCGUGCGCCAUCGCCGGGGUGUGGAAUUGUGUCACCGUGAACCCUUUAAACAUCGCCGCUGGAGUGUGGAUGGUGUUGAACGCCUUCGUGUUGUUCCUGUGCGAGGUGCCCUUCUGCUGCCAGUUCAUCGAGUUUGCCAACGCCGUGGCAGCCCGCGCCGAUCGCUUCAAAGCCUGGCAGAAGUCCUUUUUCUACUGCGGGAUGGCGCUUUUCCCCAUACUGUUGAGUUUCUCCUUCACCACGCUGUUCGGGAACGCCAUCUCCUUCGCCACCGGCGUCCUGUACGGCCUGGCGUCCUUAGGCAAAAAGGGGGACGCGGUCACGUACGCCCGUCUGCAGCAUCACAAGCAGGCCGACGAGGAGAGGAUGAGCGCCGGCGCCGAGUGAGACUCGCCGUCCUCGUUCGUCGCCGCGGCCGACGCUCUCCGGAUGGCCCGCUUAACUUAUUUAUUUAUUCUCAUCGAACUUCAUGUAAGUUGUGUAUAUUUUAAAAAAAAUAUAUAUAUAUUCCUUUUUUUUUUUUUUAAAAUCUGUUUUUGGCUGCUUCCUUUUUUGCGCGCGAAGCCUUGGAGUCUGAACUAGGGCAUCAGUUUUGGACCUUAACAGUCUCAUUGAUUGUAUUAUAUGACUUAAGAUUUAUUUUUGGUUGAUUGAAAGCUUGAGCCUUUGCCUUUCCUGAUCCACACCUGGGAAUGUAUUUUUAAGUCCACUCAUAAUAAUAGUACAUGUUUUAUUACUGUAGUUCAGUCCAAUUUAUGCUCUCUCGCGGUUUUAGCAGCGUGAAAACUGAGUUUUAAUUGAACUUAUUUCCUCUUAUGGUGGCCAGCGGACAUUUUCCGACUCGAGUUCUGUUUCGGAGUGACAUCGAUGAAUCGAGUAAUUGAUCAGAAAUUGAUUCAAUAAUGUGUCGUGGACAAGUGAGGGGCAGCUGUUGUUUUUUUCUUCUGCCAUUCUCACCCCCUAUUGUAGUAUUGCGAUUUUAGCCGUGCGUGGCUUUAAAAGGCGUCGUCGGAAUGAGAGUAGAGACUCGGCCGGCUGUUAAAGUGACUUGUGGCCGUCGGAAGCGCCCGUGUGAGUUUGCUUAUUAUGACAGAUUUAUUUUUUAUAUUUUCUGUUUAUAUUUUAUCGCGUAGAACUGAGUCUGAGGACGACUGUUGCGGCUUCGGCGCGUGGCGACAACGUGCACAGCGCGAUUGAUGCUUGUGAUCAUACUGCGAUGCCUCGUUUAUCGUGAGAUCUAUUCCGAUCCCAAUAGGUCCAACAUAAACAUUUAUUUAGGUGCAGCAGACGUUUAUUAUUUUUUUUUAUUCAAGUCAUAUGAUAUACUUAUUAAGAGGGAUGCCACUAUUUGAGGAAAUACAUUAUUUAACGAGAUGUUACUGACCUCUUUCAAAAUCCAGUCAAGAUUUAAUUCCGAAAAAGGGACGAGUUCAUUAAUUAAUGAAUUGUUUGAUUUCCUGUGAGUGUUGUUUUUUUCUUUUUUUUUUUGGGGGGGGGGUGUCGCAAUGUGGUAUUUGUAUUAUUAUUUGUUGUGGUUAGGGUUAUUAACGAACGUUUGUCAGCAAAUGUUUACAACGACUUUACAGUUUUAUCAGCUGAACGGCUCUCAGGUAUGCGAACACUACUACGGGCGCACACACAGCCAUCUUAACGGCAAUUGGAAGCAGGUCAUGUGACACCUUUUUGUUUUGAAAUCUGUGGGCCGUGUGGACCUUUUGUGUGCUGUGACAAUGCUUUUAUUGAGAAAUUAAACAAAUUAGCGACUAAAGUG